This is a messenger RNA of Acanthosepion pharaonis, 5784 nucleotides long. The record is from the annotation of a GenBank genome assembly. Lineage: Eukaryota; Metazoa; Mollusca; Cephalopoda; Sepiida; Sepiidae.
AUGCGGCCUCGAGUCGCUUCAAGUAACCUCCAAGCAAAGAAGAACAGAUUAACCUUCUUCUUCUUCUUCUUCUUCUUCUUCUUCUUCUUCUUCUUCUUCUUCUUCUUCUUCUUCUUCUCCUAUUCCUCCGUUACUUUUUUAUCUGCUUACUUUCUCAUACUAUUUCCUCACUUUCUUCUUCUUCUUCUUCUUCUUCUUCUUCUUCUUCUUCUUCUUCUUCUUCUAUUCCUCCGUUACUUCUUUGUCUGCUUUUUCUCCCAUUAUUUCCUCUUUCUUCUUCUUCUUCUUCUUCUUCUUCUUCUUCUUCUUCUUCUUCUUCUUCUUCUUCUAGACAGGGUCCCGAAGCCUGUAGGGGAUCAUUCGCGACCUCAUAACGUAGCUGCCAUUCACUCCUCGGUACGAUUAACACAUUCAGUUAUGGAUUGUUGUUCGGAGUUUCCUUCUCCUGGAUGGGUUUUAUAUUCAUCUGCUCCUUCUUCUUCUUCUUCUUUAUCUUCUUCUUCUUCUUCUUCUUCUUCUUCUUCUUCAAUACCCAUUCAUUUCAUCUUUACUUGCUUCACUCUUCCUCUUCCCCUAUUUCUCCUGCUUUCCCCUAUGCUCCUUUAUCGUUUCUGUUUCCACCACCUCCUCCUCUUCUUCUUCUUCUUCUUCUUCUUCUUCUUCUUCUUCUUCUUCUCCUCCUCCUCCUCCUCCUUCUUCUUCUUCUUCUUCUUCUUCUUCUUCUUCUUCCUUCUUCUUCCAUUUCUAUUUCUUCUUCCUUUUUUCAUUCCCAUAUUUCGUUCCAAUCUUUUUAAUUUACCCAUUUUGCUCUCUUUCUUUCUUUUUCUCUUUUUCCUUUACGUCUACAUUUUUCUUUAUUUCUUUUUUUUUUCUUUCUUCUUAUACUUAAUCUUUUCGUCUUCAAUAUUUUUACUCUUAUUUCCUUUUCUUAUUUUACUCUCUUCAACUACUUAUUCCGUCAUUUUAUUUUUUUCUUCCUAUCUACAUAUAUACUACUACUUUUCUAUUUUAUUUCCCUCUUUUUCUUCUCGCUGCAUUUUCUCCUUCUCCUGCUCUUCUUCUUCUUUUCCUAUUAAUAUUACAACUAAUACUACUAAUACACUUCCGUCAUGUUUUCUUCAUUUUUUAUCAUCAUUUCCUUCGUCAUUUCCUUAUUGUUCACAUCUUUCUCGUUUCUUUAAUUAUUUUAACUUCCUCUUCGGUUUUUUCUUUACCUUCUUUUUACCUCCAACAAAUCUUCUUCUAUUUCUGUUCUUCUCCUGUUUUACUUCUUUAUCUGUUUGCUUUCUACUACUAUUUCCACACUUUCUUCCUCUUCUUCUUCUUCUUCUUCUUCUUCUUCUUCUUCUUUUUCUCCUCCUCCUAUUCCUCCGUUACUUCAUUAUCAGCUUUCUUUCUACUACUAUUUCCUCACUUUCUUCCUCUUCUUCUUCUUCUUCUUUUCCUCCUCCUCCUAUUCCUCCGUUACUUCUUUAUCUGCUUCCUUUCUCCUACUAUUUCCUCACUUUUCUCUUCUUCUUCUUCUUCUUCUUUUCCUCCUCCUCCCUAUUCCUCCGUUACUUCUUUAUCCAGCUUCCUUUCUUUUCCUAUUUCCUCCUUUUCCUCUUCUUCUUCUUCUUCUUCUUUUCCUCCUCCUCCUAUUCCUCCGUUAGUUCUUUAUCUGCUUCCUUUCUCCUACUAUUUCCUCACUUUUCUUCCUCUUCUUCUUCUUCUUCUUUUCCUCCUCCUCCUAUCCUCCGUUACUUCUUUAUCUGCUUCCUUUCUCUACUAUUUCCUCACUUUUUUACCUCUUCUUCUUCUUCUUCUUCUUUUCCUCCUCCUCCUAUUCCUCCGUUACUUCUUUAUCUUAACUUCUUUCUCUACUUUUCCUCACUUUCUCCUCUUCUUUCUUCUUCUUCUUUCCUCCUCCUCCCUAUUCCUCCCUUGAACUUCUUUAUGUACUUCAUUUCUCUCUACUUCUUCUCACUUUCUCCCUCUUCUUCUUCUUUUCUUUUCCUCCUCCUCCUUCCUCCGUUACUUCUUUGUCUUUUCCUUUCUCCCUAUUUCCUCCACUUUCUCCCUCUUCUUCUUCUUCUUCUUUUCCUCCUCCUCCCUAUUCCUCCGUUACUUCUUUAUCUUUCCUUUCUCCUACUAUUUCCUCUUUCUUCCUCUUCUUCUUCUCUUCUUUUCUCUUCCUCCCUAUUCCUCCCGUUACUUCUUUAUCUGCUUCCUUUCUCCCUAUUUCCUCCCUUUCUUCUUCUUCUUCUUCUUCUUUCCUCCUCCUCCCUAUUCUCCGUUACUUCUUUAUCUGCUUCCUUUCUCCUACUAUUUCCUCAUUUUCUUCCUCUUCUUCUUCUUCUUUUCCUCUUCCUCCUAUUCCUCCGUUACUUCUUUAUCUGCUUCCUUUCUCCUACUAUUUCCUCACUUUCUUCUUCUUCUUCUUCUUCUUUUCCUCCUCCUCCUAUUCCUCCGUUACUUCUUUAUCUGCUUCCCUUUCUCCUACCCCUUUCCUCACUUUCUUCUUCUUCUUCUUCUUUUCCUCCUCCUCCUAUUCUCCGUUACUUCUUUAUCUGCUUCCUUUCUCCUACUAUUUCCUUUCUUUUCUUCCUCUUCUUCUUUUCUUCUUUCCUCCUUCAUCCUAUUCCUCCGUUCCUUCUUUAUCUGCUUCCUUUCUCCUCCUAUUUCCUCCUUUCUUCCUCUUCUUCUCUUCUUUUCCUCUUCCUCCCUAUUCCUCCGCGUUUUUCUUUAUCUGCUUCAUUUCUCCUACCUAUUUCCUCUUUCUUCUCUUCUCUCUUCUUCUUCUUCUUCUUCUUCUUCUUUCCUCCGCCUCCUAUUCCUCCGUUACGUCUUUAUCUGAUUCCUUUCCCCGACUAUUUCCUCACUUUCUCCUUCUUCUUCUUCUUCUUCUUCUUCUUCUUCUUCUUCUUCUUUUCCUCCUCUUCCUAUUCCUCCGUUACUUCUUUACCUGCUUCAUUUCUCUUACUAUUUCCUCACUUUCUUCCUCUUCCCCUUCUUCUUCUUCUUCUUCUUCUUCUUUUCCUCCGCCUCCUAUUCCUCCGUUACUUCUUUAUCUGCUUCCUUUCUCCGACUAUUUCCUCACUUUCUUCCUCUUCUUCAUCUUCUUCUUCUUCUUCUUCUUCUUCUUCUUUUCCUCCUCCUCCCUAUUCUCUCCGUUACUUCUUUAUCUGCUUCUUUCUCCCUAAUAUUUCUUCCACUUUCUUCUCUUCUUCUCUUCUUCUUCUUCUUUUCCUCCUCCUCCCUAUUCCUCCGUUGCUUCUUUAUCUGCUUCCUUUCUCUGUCUUUCUUCACUUUCUUCCUCUUCUUCCUCUUCUUCUUCUUCUUUUCCUCCUCUCCUAUUCCUCCGUUACUUUCUUUAUCUGCUUCCUUUCUCCUACUAUUUCCCUCACUUUCUUCUCUUCUUCUUCUUCUUCUUCUUUUCCUCUCCUCCUCCCUAUUCCUCCGUUACUCUUUAUCGAUUCCUUUCUCCUUCUUCCUCCUCACUUCUUCUUCUUCUUCUUCUUCUUCUUCUUCUUCUUCUUAUUUUUUCCUCCUCCUCCCUAUUCUCCGUUACUUCUUUAUCUGCUUCCUUUCUCUACUAUUUCCUCCCUUUCUUCCUCUUCUUCUUCUUCUUCUUCUUCUUCUUCUUCUUAUUUUCCUCCUCCUCCUAUUCCUCCGUUACUUCUUUAUCUGCUUUCUCCUACUAUUUCCUCACUUUCUUCUUCUUCUUCUUCUUCUUCUUCUUCUUCUUCUUCUUUUUCCUCCUCCUCCUAUUCCUCCGUUACUUCUUUAUCUGCUUUCCUUUCUCCUACUAUUUCCCUUUUUCUUCCUCUUCUUCUUCUUCUUCUUCUUCUUCUUAUUGUUAUUUUUCUCCUCCUCCUAUUCCUCCGUUACUUCUUUAUCUGCUUCCUUUCUCCUACUAUUUCCUCACUUUCUUCCUCUUCUUCUUCUUCUUCUUCUUCUUCUUCUUAUUUUCCUCCUCCUCCUAUUCCUCCGUUACUUCUUUAUCUGCUUCCUUUCUCCUACUAUUUCCUCACUUUCUUCUUCUUCUUCUUCUUCUUCUUCUUCUUCUUCUUCUUAUUUUCCUCCUCCUCCUAUUCCUCCGUUACUUCUUUAUCUGCUUCCUUUCUCCUACUAUUUCCUCACUUUCUUCCUCUUCUUCUUCUUCUUCUUCUUCUUCUUCUUUAUUUUCCUCCUCCUAUUUCCUCGUUACUUCUUUAUCUGCCUUUCUCCUACUUUUCCCUUUCUUCCUCCUCUUCUUCUUCUUCUUUUUUCCUCCUCCUCCUAUUCCUCCGUUACUUCUUUAUCAUUUCCUUUCUCCUAUUUCCUCACUUUCUUCCACUUCUUCUUCUUCUUCUUCUUCUUCUUCUUCCUCCUCCUCCUAUUCCUCUUACUUCUUUAUCUCUUCCUUUCUCUCUAUUUCUCCUUCUUCCUCUUUUCUUCUUCUUCUUCUUCUUCUUCUUCUUCUUCUUCUUCUUUUCCUCCUCCUCCUAUUCCUCCGUUACUUCUUUAUCUGCUUCCUUUCUCCUACUAUUUCCUCACUUUCUUCCACUUCUUCUUCUUCUUCUUCUUCUUCUUCUUUUUUCCUCCUCCUCCUAUUCUCCGUUACUUCUUUAUCUGCUUCCUUUCUCCCUACUAUUUCUCACUUUUUCUCUUCUUCUUCUUCUUCUUCUUCUUCUUCUUUCCUCCUCCUCUAUUCCUCCGUUACUUCUUUAUCGAUUCCUUUUCCAUGUUUCCUCACUUUCUUCUUCUUCUUCUUCUUCUUCUUUCUCCUCUCUAUCCUCCGUUACUUCUUUACUCUGCCUUUCUCCUAUUUUCUCACUUUCUUCCACUUCUUCUUCUUCUUCUUCUUCUUCUUUUCCUCCUCCUAUUCUCCGUUACUUCUUUAUCGAUUCCUUUCUCUACUAUUUCCUCACUUUCUUCUUCUUCUUCUUCUUCUUCUUCUUCUUCUUCUUCUUCUUCUUCUUUUCCCUCCUCCUCCUAUUCUUACUUCUUUAUCUGCUUCCUUUCCUCCUAUUUCUCACUUUCUUUUACAUCUUCUUCUUCUUCUUCUUCUUCUUCUUCUUCUUCUUUUCUUUUCUUCCUCCUCCUGUUCCUCGUUACUUCUUUAUCUUUCCUUUCUCCUUUUUUUCCUCACUUUCUUCCACUUCUUCUUCUUCUUCUUCUUCUUCUUCUUCUUCUUAUUUUCCUCCUCCUCCUAUUCCUCCGUUACUUCUUUGUCUGCUUCCUUUCUCUCUACUAUUUCUCUUUCUUCUUCUUCUUCUUCUUCUUCUUCUUCUUCUUUUCCUCCUCCUCCUAUUCCUCCAUUUACUUCUUUAUCUGAUUCCUUUCUCCACUGUUUCCUCACUUUCUUCUUCUUCUUCUUCUUCUUCUUCUUCUUCUUCUUCCUCCUCCUCCUAUUCCUCCGUUACUUCUUUAUCUGCUUCCUUUCUCCUAUUUCCUCCUUUCUUCCUCUUCUUCUUCUUCUUCUUCUUUUCCUCCUCCUCCUAUUCCUCCGUUACUUUCUUUAUCUGCUUCCUUUCUCCUACUAUUUCCUCCUUUCUCCCUUCCUCUUCUUCUUCUUCUUCUUCUUCUUCUUUCCUCCUCCAUCCUAUUCCUCCGUUACUUCUUUAUCUGCUUCCUUUCUCCCUACUAUUUCCUCCCUUUCUCCUCUUCUUCUUCUUCUUCUUCUUAUUUUCCUCCUCCUCCUAUUCCUCCGUUACUUCUUUAUCUGCUUCCUUUCUCCUACUAUUUCCUCUUUCUUCCCUUCUUCUUCUUCUUCUUCUUCUUCUUCUUCUUUUUUCUCCUCCUCCUAUUCCUCGUUACUAA